AGGGAGUUAGACUUGACAGCCACAGAGCUUGCCAACCGGCAAGACCAGAGCGAUGCCUCCCGCAAACGGCUGGUCGAACUUAGCAGAGAGUUUAAGAAGAACACUCCAGAGGGGUCAGCUGACUCGGAUAUGACAUAUGGACCCAAGAGUGAGGUUACGUUCCUGCUGCAGGGAUGGCUCUAUAAGUUUGUAAGUGAGCGGCUUGGUGCAAAGACAAUCAUUAUCAAGCUUGGGCAGCUUCCAAGACAUCAGAAAGGUAGGCCGUUGUUGAAGACCUUCCAGGGAGAGGUGGACGCGCUGUCGAAGAGAAGCAAGUCCGCCGAGGCCGCCUUCCUCUCCGUCUACAAGAAGCUCAUCGACACGCCAG
Molecule: messenger RNA, 367 nt
Organism: Priapulus caudatus
Lineage: Eukaryota; Metazoa; Priapulida; Priapulimorpha; Priapulimorphida; Priapulidae
Product: protein CASP-like
Exons: 4
Source: RefSeq, a predicted model, not a curated record